Molecule: messenger RNA, 1854 nt
Organism: Spathaspora passalidarum NRRL Y-27907
Lineage: Eukaryota; Fungi; Ascomycota; Pichiomycetes; Serinales; Debaryomycetaceae
Exons: 1
Coding region: 570-1745 (391 amino acids)
Biological process (GO): cell wall mannoprotein biosynthetic process; protein N-linked glycosylation
Cellular component (GO): mannan polymerase complex
Molecular function (GO): alpha-1,6-mannosyltransferase activity
Source: RefSeq, a predicted model, not a curated record
UAAGGAUGUGAAUAACCGAAUACAAUUUCAACUCAACAAAAUCAUAAUCAAAUAGUGCACUUUUGUACUGACAAUCAUGGGAACUCAUUGGGUCGCCAUCUGAUCUUGCACAUGUCCCUUAAGGUAUAUGUUGUGUAGCAAUGUGAUAAGUUUAGUAAAGAAAUAUGGUUGAGUACACGACAUGAGUACACACAUACACACACACACGUUCAGUUGACUCUAAUUCACUGUCAAGUCACCUUAUCUAUCUAUGGUUGAUAGAAUAUAUGAAAUGAGGCAGAUAAAAGGUCCAGCUAAUCAGUGCCUAGGCUGCAUAUAUUCUACAAAGCCUUCUAAGUGAUAAGAAAAGUAUGUGUAGCUAAAGCCACAUUAACACGCAUGAAACAACGGCUCCUGUACAUAAUAUCGUAUUGUUUAGCUAGCACUAAACCCACAAGGAUAGGUACCAGGUGUAUUCUAAAUUCGAAAAAUAAGUGUCAAGAACUUUAAGGGAAUUCUUAUUCCCUCAUCUAGUUUCUGUUUUGACUUCGAAGUAUUCUGGUCCUUCAUUAGUACAUUUAUUAUUCACUAUGAUUGCUACCAUAUCCAAGCAGGUUCUGUCACUUCUUCCAGAUGUGGCCAAAAGGAGAAGCACGUUGUUAUUAUUUGCUAUUUUCAUAAGUGGUUUAUUGUUUAUACAACCCCUUAAUCCUUUUCGUUCCAGAAAUUAUACUAUUUCAGCAUCAUAUGCUGAGUCCCCGUCGGUUAAAGCUGAAUCAUACACCAAAACCGUUCACACCGAAUCGUUGUUUGAUUUCACCAAAUAUGUUUAUCAAAUCAAAGCAAAUUCUCAUUUUGGAGCCACUGACGAAGAGCCGAGUAUCUUGAUAUUAUCAACAAUUGACAAUGGUAAAUCUUAUGGGAACCAAAGAGAACUUAAACAUUUCAUGAUUUCAAUUUUCUCAUUGCUUGAGCAUCAGGACCAUCCAUAUCAAGCAUCGCUUGGGUUUUUGUGUAAUGAAGCAUCUGAAUUCAAGAACAUUGUCAAGUAUAUUGAAUCCCAUGCAAUAUUACUAUCUAAAUCAUUCAAGAAAAUCACCUUGAUCUCGGCUCCUUUCUUGAAUAGCAAUUCAGGCAUCAAUCCAGAUCAGAGCAGUGGUACGGCCUACAGGUUGCAAAAUAGGUUAUCUGCAAGAUCUAAGAACUUUCUCAUCUCGCAUGCCUUAGAUUUGGAGCAAUACACUAUGUUCAUUGAUUCUGGAAUUGCGGCAUUUGAUCAUCCAAAAUUAGUCAUUUCCACUUUCAUCAAAGAUAAAAAGGACAUUGUCGUCCCUCGUAUCCAGCAAGGUAAUGACUUAGAUUAUGAUAAGAACACAUGGAGGGGAAAUCGCACUAAACCAACAAAGGAACAAUUAACUUUAAUGGAUGAAAACAAAUGGGAACUGUUGGAUUAUGUUCCUGGUGAUAUUUCAGAUACAUACCAUUUCAAGAAUUUUGUGACUAAUGAUAAUGGUGAAAGAGAUUCACAUAAGGAUUUGAACUAUGCUGUAGAGUUGGAUUCAGUGGGGAAUCUUGUUCUUUUUGUUAAGUCAGUGGUGUUUAAACAAGGUGUAGUUUUCCCAACCAGUAGUGUAGUAGGAACUAGUUGGGAUAGACUCGAGGGAUAUGAUGGGAUUGAAACCCUGGGUAUUUGUUACAUGGCUAAACCUUUGGGAUAUCAGUGUUGGGGUAUGCCUAAUAUUGUUGCCAAUCAUUUACCAGAAUAGAUUUAAUAUGGCUUGAUUUGGUUGUAUGGGUUAACUGUACAACGAGAUGUGAUUUACAACCAUAUUAUAUAUAGUACGUAAAUACAAGUAAUAGAUAAGCUAUAAAUUA